CGUCGGGAGAAUAGUGCACUCAACAACUCUACUAUCGCAAACGUGUUUAGCUGUGGAAUAUGUCUACCUCACGGACAGUCAUAUGUUUGCUGAGAAAUGACUUGCGUCUUCACGACAAUGAGGUGUUUCACUGGGCCCAGAGGAAUGCUGAACACAUCGUUCCCCUGUACUGUUUCGACCCUGGUCAUUACCUUGGGACAGCCAACUACAACCUGCCCCGUACCGGCCCCUUCCGCCUGCGCUUCCUACUGGACAGCAUCCAGGACCUCAGGACCAGUUUGAUACAGAGAGGCAGGUGA
Molecule: messenger RNA, 299 nt
Organism: Salvelinus namaycush (lake trout)
Lineage: Eukaryota; Metazoa; Chordata; Actinopteri; Salmoniformes; Salmonidae
Product: cryptochrome DASH-like
Exons: 2
Coding region: 60-299 (79 amino acids)
Biological process (GO): photoreactive repair
Molecular function (GO): damaged DNA binding; FAD binding; deoxyribodipyrimidine photo-lyase activity
Source: RefSeq, a predicted model, not a curated record